Messenger RNA from Pyricularia pennisetigena, 1740 nucleotides. RefSeq lists its product as uncharacterized. Gene Ontology annotation, molecular function: thiamine pyrophosphate binding; magnesium ion binding; carboxy-lyase activity. The transcript has a single exon. The coding region runs from base 1 to 1740 and encodes 579 amino acids. The record is from RefSeq and is a predicted model, not a curated record. NCBI's taxonomy places the organism in Eukaryota, Fungi, Ascomycota, Sordariomycetes, Magnaporthales, Pyriculariaceae.
AUGACCAAGAUCCCCCUCGCGCGCUACAUCUUCCAGCGCCUCCGCCGGUACGGCGUCGACCACAUCCACGGCGUGCCGGGCGACAACCUGCUGCAGGCCCUGGACCACAUCGCGCCGGCCGGAUCGCGCUGGGUCGGCUGCUGCAACGAGCUCAAUGCCGCCUACGCGGCCGACGGCUACGCCCGCGUGCGCGGCAUGGGCGCCGUCUUCACCACCAUGGGCGUCGGGGAGCUGUCAGCCGCCAACGCCGUCGCCGGCAGCCAGGCGGAGCACGUGCCCGUCGUGCACCUCGUCGGCGUCCCCUCGCGCGCCGCAAUGGUCGGCCAGAGCGGCUACCCCAAGGUCAUGCAUCACUCCCUGGAGCCGGGCGGCGGGCUCGAGCCGUUCUGCGAGAUCGGCAGGCUGCUGACCCAGGGCCGUGACGAGUUUCGCUCCACUGCUUCGGUGUACGGGGACAUGACGGCGGCCGACUUUGCCUCUACGUUUGAUUCCAUGCUGCGGAGGAGCUUCGCCCAGAGCAAGACCAUGUAUUUCCCGUUGCGGGCGGACCUGGUCGAGGAAGGAGUUGAUAGCAGCGGGCUGGAGAAAAGUCUCGACGCCCCUAGACAAACAUUGGACAACAUCCCGAGAGCCCUACGUGAAGCCAAACAGCCCGUGAUUUUGGUCGAUCGAGGUCUUGGGAUGGAUGCCCUCAGCAAGGAAAUCAACGAGCUAGUACGCAUAUCCCGCGUCCCCACGUUCUGUAUGCCCUCGGGAGCCGGCAUGAUCGACAACGACCUACCCAACUACCACGGAGUGCACUCGGGCCCUUAUGGCCGGAUCGACUCGAUGGACUACGUGAAUUCUUCCGACUUGGUCCUCGCCUUUGGGCCCAUGUUCUCUGACACCAACACAUUCAGGUGGAAGACGGUCCCGACGGAAUCGAAGCUCAUGAUCGUGGGGACGCAUACCACCCGCCCAAAGCAAUCCAGCCUCAACUCGGCAAGCCCAGUUAUACACGAGCAGGUCAGCAAGGAGAGUCUGUGCCGGGCGAUAGAGACGAUCAAGCAAAACCCGAUCCGCCCCAGAGCGGCCAAACUCAUAAAGGACUGGCGACACCGGACGCCCAAGUCGCUCCGGGCCGACGAGCCCAUCAACCAGACGGACCUCUACGACAAGCUGAGCGCGUAUCUGCGGCCGCACGACACGAUCCUCGUCGGCAACGCGACGCCGCUCCUGGGCGCGCGCGACUUCGUCCUGCCCAGGGGCGCGCGCGUCAUCGCGUCGGGCCAGUGGUUCUCCAUCGGCCACAUGCUGCCGGCGGCGCUGGGCGCGGCGCAGGCCAAGCGGGGGCUCGAGGGCGAGCGGGGCCUCGGCCGCACGAUCCUGCUCGACGGCGACGGCAGCUUCCAGGUGACGGCGCAGGAGCUGAGCACCAUCAUCGCGCAGCGGCUCGACGUGACCGUCUUCAUCUUCAACAACGGCGGCUACGCCUACGAGCGCCUCAUCCACGGGCCCGACGAGGAGUACAAUGACGUUGCGCCCUGGAGCUACCUGCAGCUGCCGCGCGCGUUUGGUGCCGACCGCGCCUGGGAAGAGUUUGGCUACGAGACGCAGACGCACCGCGUGCGGACGUGGGCGGAUCUGGACGCCCUGCUCGCCCAUGACAAGUUCUGCACCGGCCCCGGGCUCAAGAUGGUGGAGCUCAUACUCGACCGCAACGAUGUGCCCGAGCGUUUUCGGACUCUCUUUCGGAAUUGA